AUCCUCUUUCUGCUCCUGCCAUUCUCGCCUCUACCUCUCUGAUUGUGAGAACUCGCGUGAUUUCCCUCGAUUAAUGAGUCCAUCUUUCCAGUGGGUAGCGGCGGAUAGGGGAGAUCUCUCUACUUGCCUACUCCUUUAUCUCAAUAUCAAUUUUUUUGGCACAUAAAAAUCCAUCUGUUUGUGUACAAGAUUAAAUCUCUCUACUUGGAUGUUCAUUUUUGAGUAAGUUGACUGAUUUAUAUGCGCGCAAGAUUGGAUCUUUAGGGAUCGAGCCGUAGCUCGAGCGGUCUGUGCUCCAGGUGGUGGAGCGGCCGGUCGUGGGUUCGAGCCUUGCUCGACCCACGAUUCCCAUUGGGUGCUGAGGCGUGCGUGAGGGUGUGUCCGCGUGUGUGGUGUGAGGGCCUCGGUAUGCUGCGUUCCGAGACUAUUCGGGCAGCCUUGUCUACGUUGAGUCCAUUGAGUGUGGGCGCCUAACCCCUUACAUGACGGGCCAGUGCUUCUGGCAAAUUUAAAAAAAAUGAUUGGAUCUUUACAUGGAUUCUUUUUACUAUUCAAACUUUUUUUUAAUCCGUGCACAAGAUUGGGUCUGUACAGCAUAUGCAUAAGCAUCAAAGGCAAAUUUAAAAAAAAUGAUUGGAUCUUUACAUGGAUUCUUUUUACUAUUCAAACUUUUUUUAAUCCGUGCACAAGAUUGGGUCUGUACAGCAUAUGCAUAAGCAUCAAAGGCACAACAACCAAAGCCUGUGUUCUGUGCACAACAUAAAUCCUUGUCUUGUAGUAGUAGCGAGUCAAACUCAUGUCUCUAUGGCUGCACAAGGUUUACUCUAUAUGAGUCGGUGUUACGUAACAACUAGAUCAAUUUCUUGACACACAAAAUUUAACUGGUAAAUUUCUGUUUCGGACCAAGAGGCAAGAGGCACAAACCAACCCAGACUCCUAUGCACAAAACGCUGAUGCUUUUAGCUAGUAAAAUCAUGUCAUGUGCACAAUAUUUACGCUAUGCAUAGAUGUCUAUACAACUAAAUCAAUUUUUUCUGUGCAUAAGAUUUACCCUAUUCAUGGAUGCAUGCCUUCUGGAAAGUUAUUUCAUUUCCCUGUUGCACAGAUUUACUCUGCACAUAGAGCACCGACCAAAUUAAACAAAUUCCAUCUCUUGAUCCAGCAAGCUAAAAGGAAAAAUGCAGGACCAAGAAUCACCAACCAGAGCCUCAGCUCGUUGUUUUCGUGCUACACCUGCCAAGAGGAAGAAGCCACAGAUGGUACAAACUACUCUAGACAUGUUCCGGAAGACUCCUGAGGAGGUUGUCCGUGAAAGGCACACCCCUGGUUUUGUUGAGCCUGAGCUGUCAGAAAAGAAAAAGAAGCAGCAUGCGAAGCUGACCAAGCUUUGGGCCAAGGUGUUUCAGGAGAAUGGCAUGCCACUCUCUGUCAUCAACAACGGGAGCUUCGAGCUCAUGAUUGACGCAAUUGCACAGUAUGGACCUGGAUUUGUACCUCCUAGCCAAGAGGAGUUGAGGGGGCCUCUCUUUGAGAAGCAGAUGAAGUGGAUGGCUGAACUGAGGGAGAAACAUGAGAAGGCCUGGGAGCGGCAUGGUUGCACGCUCAUGGUGGACUCCUAGACCGAUCAUGGGAGAAAUCUUCACUUGCUCAGUUUCAUGGUCGGUAGUGUGGAGGGGAUUUUCUUCUUGGGGUCUGCUGAUGCCUCAUUUCUUUAGAUCAUGAAGAUUUGGCAGACUUGAUAGAGCACAGGAUUGAGGGCAUUGGUAGGGAAAAAGUUGUUCAGGUUGUCACUGAUAACAGUCAUAAACUUAAGGAGGCAUGCAGGAUUCUAAUGGACAGAAUUCCUGCACUGUUUUGUACCCCCUGUGCAUUCCAGUGCUUGGACCUCAUGUUGAAGGACAUUGGGAGGUUGGAAGAGUUUAAGAAGUAUAUUCAACAGGCCAAACAUGUCACCACGUUUAUCUACAGGCAUUAGAGAUUUCUCUGUGCAAUGUGUGACAAGAUAGGUCGGGAGGAACUUGUGGCACCAGCAACCACUCGAUACUCCACAUACUCCACAUCGUUCCUAACUUUGGAGAGGAUGUGCAAGCAGAGAUGUAAUGAAGUGUCUGUUCAGUAGGACUGGAGUAGGUCUAAAUUGUCAAGCACAAAAACAGGGACAAAAGUGCGAGAAAUUGUGUUUUCACCCACAUUCUGGAAUGGAGUACAAGAUUGCAUGAAAACAUCAGUACCACUUCUUGCUGUGUUAAGGAUUGUCUAUGGUGGUGUGACUGUGUGAGGCCAGCAAUGCCAGAGGUUUUUGCAUGUCUGGAUCUUGCUAAGAAGAAAAUCAGUGACUCCUUUGCAAGCAGUCCUGGAAUACUGAAGAAAGUAAUGGAUAUUGUUCACCGGCGUUGGGCAGACCAAACGGGGCAAAAACUAUGUGAAGCUGCAUUGUUUCUGAAUCCAAACAAAUAUUUUGACAUUAAGGAAAAUGAUCAUGCAUAUGCCUCAAGACUUCAGGAGAUGUUCAAUGAUGUGAUUGAGAAAAUGAUCACCGAUGAUGAUGAUUUGAUUGCCAUGGUAAGCGACCUAGCUGAUCAAUAUGAGAACGCUAUGCUGCAGCGAAAGAGAAAGAGUCCAAGCAAAUGAAUUUGUGUGGAUUGAAGGUGGUACUGGACGCUUUCCUUUACGCUGCUCGUCUGAUGCAGAUGAUUGGUGGACUGCCUACGCUGGCUCAGCUGGAGACCUCCAAAAAUUCGCAUGGCGUAUCGCUGGUCUUUAUUGUUCUUCAUCUGGCUAUGAUCGCAAUUGGACUAUGUUUGAGUGUAUGAAUACCACAUAUAUAAAACAAUCAGAGCGGAAGAAAUUGGAGGAUCGUGCUUACAUCCAAUACAACCGGAUGAUGUCUGAUAGGUCCGAAAGGCAGCAUUCAGAAGGAAGCAACUUUGACCCUUUGAUCCUAGAAGACUGUGAGAUGGAUUAUGAUUGGGUUGGCAUGUAUGCUAAACUUUAUGACAGGGAUAAUCUUGCUUGGAAACUUGUUGAAGAAAUCAUCUCUGGAUCAUACACGCUCAAGGCCCACUAUCGUCUCAGAAGAUCCUUCUGUGACAUGAUGAUUUUUUUUUUUGAAGUAAUGACAUGAUGAAUUCUGAAGAUGGAGGUUCCAUGUCAAGGAUCGCAGAUGAGACAGAUUCAGACACUGAAGAAGACGAUGGGUCUUUUAUGGCUGAUGAUGAAGACAUCGAGGAUGAUUACGGCCAACAGGAUCCACCUACUUCUAGUGAUGAGAGUGAGGAACCACCUAGACGUAUGGCUGAUCCUUUUGACAUGGAUGAGUUUUUGAAGGACCUUUGAGACGGAUGGUGAUAGUUGGUACUGACAGAAUGUGAUGUAUGGUAUCUAAUUAGCUUUGAGAACUCUGGUGUUAUGGUACCAUGGUGCUUUUGGUGGAUGUUAGCGUUUUAUGUUUCCCUUGGGAACCUUGUUUAAUGGCAAAUCCUGUUAUGGUACUACCAUGUUAGUUAAUUUCCUUUGCUGCUCUGA
Messenger RNA from Panicum virgatum (switchgrass), 3525 nucleotides. RefSeq lists its product as uncharacterized. Lineage: Eukaryota; Viridiplantae; Streptophyta; Magnoliopsida; Poales; Poaceae. The record is from RefSeq and is a predicted model, not a curated record. The transcript has 4 exons. Bases 2585 to 3124 code for a protein of 179 amino acids.